Biomphalaria glabrata is the source of this 3486-nucleotide messenger RNA. RefSeq names its product beta-sarcoglycan-like. Gene Ontology annotation, biological process: muscle organ development. Gene Ontology annotation, cellular component: sarcolemma; sarcoglycan complex. The coding region runs from base 496 to 1548 and encodes 350 amino acids. The transcript is spliced from 8 exons. Lineage: Eukaryota; Metazoa; Mollusca; Gastropoda; Planorbidae. The record is from RefSeq and is a predicted model, not a curated record.
GCGCACACUCGUUCAUGUGCUUUACAUUACCCCAAAAAUAGCUUAUAGUUCAGCCAGGUCAUUCGGCCAUUAUUUACCAAUCCAGUCGACUCUAGAUAUAGUUUAACAUGUGAAAGAACACAGAGCUUGAAUAUAUACAGAUACAUGACUGUCUGAAUACAGAAAAUACUAAGAUUUCUGUGACGUGUCUUAACUAUAGGCCUAUUGACUAUUCUACUAAAAUUUUAGAUAUAGUCAAUAGAGUCUAGGACUAGAUCUAGACCUAGAGGCUAGAUCUAGGCGAAUUCUUAAGUUCUAGGUCUACCUCUAGUCUAAAUCUAAUCAACUAAUCUAGAUCUAUUUAGAUUCUAGAUGAGUAGAUCUAGAUCUCUCGUACAGUAUGUAGUAUAAAAAUGGUUCCAAAAUUUCAUCAUGGAAUCAAGAUCUCUAGAUCUAUCUAAACAAUAAAUGCAUCGCUGUUCCAAGAAGAAGUCCAAAAAAGCAAGGUAGAGGCUAAUGAAUACAUCACAAACAAGAUCAACCAUGGCUUUGGAGGGAGUGAGUACAGGAGAUGUAUCAACUAUAGGGAUGAGGUCUGAUCCACGCUCUCCAAUGUCUGUGGGUGCAAUAGGAGCAUCAACACUGUCAAUGAGGGCUAAAGCAGCUCGAAAAAGACAAGUCAAUGCAACACACAACAGUAAUUUCAGAGCUGGAUUUGUUCCAGUUGAGGAGGAUGCUUUACACCGAGCGGGAAUCAGGGGUCGCAAGCGUUAUUUUCUUUAUUGUGUCCUUGCAGGAUUAAUGAUUGUUGCAGUUCUUAAUAUGGCUAUUACAGCAUUGCUUCUGUAUAUUCUUGGUAUGACUCACAAUGGACUGACCAGCUUAGAAAUGACCAUGAUACAAGGUCGAGAUUUCCUUCGAGUGUUAGACAAAGCAAGCAUUUAUACCAUGUCAAUGGUGGAUGCACCUCUGGGAGCUACAUAUGACAAUAAUUUAAGCAUUGAAGCACCUAAUGCUAAGUUAGAGGUGAAAGUCAGAAACUCUUCAAAGAGGAAGGCUUCAGUUAUUCUAGAGAAGAAUGUGAUCACUGUAGUAACCAACAACUUCUCUGUGAAGACAAGCAAUGCCACUGACUGGUUCUCCACAAACCUAGCCUCUCUCACAGCACAUGAUCUAAUCCUUAAUCUCUCUGCCGAUCAGGUCACUGCCAAGAAGAUUUCCAGCAGACAAGACUAUAAAGAUUUGUCAUUAGAAUCUGUCAGAGGGGUGAAUAUUUCAGCCACUGAAGACUUAGCCAUCAGCUCUUUGAAGACCAUAGAUAUUCAAGCACAGACAGUCAACAUCAUCUCACAGUCUUCUACUACCAUCAAAACAUCUCAUGGAAUGUUCCUUGGCAAAGAACUACCAAAAGUGAACACUUCUAAUGCUGCAGACUACAAAAACCUGACCUACAAAUUAUGUGUUUGUGCAUCUGGUCGAGUGUUUAAAGUUCGAGUGAAUAAACCAGGAAUAACCUGUUUAGAUGUCGAUCUGGGACAGCUUCAGAAAUUGUGUGGGAACAGUGUCUGAUAGAUCUUAAAUUUUUUUUAAAAUAACUUAUGUUCGUGUUUUUUUUUUAUUGCAUUAAAAAAAAGGAAUGAUACAUAUUGAUAGGCGUUUCUGCCUGUCUAGUGAGAUUUAGAUCUGAUGUUCCUAAUAUUGUUGAAUUGUCAAUGAAGCCCUUAAGAAAAAAGUGCAGCAAUUUUUGUCUGUGUAUUCUUGCCAAAUGUCACUGGACAUUGUUCUCAUCGGAUAUUUCUUUAUUAAAGUUGGCGCAAGCCCCUGGCUGGGUUUGUCUGUAGAACUGUUCCAUAACAUUAGCCAAAUUAGCACUACAUUGACGUAGAGCUAGGACUUCACACUGACGCCGUUGGAAUAUCACACUGUAUAAGAAUAGAAAAAGAGUUGUAAAUUUCAUUGGAGCUGUGUUUAUGCAAACUGUAGUGUUUAUGUAAUAUUUAUAUUCAUUUUAUUUAUAACAUACUUAAAGUUGUGAUGUAUUUAGCUUUUUAUUUUGUGGGAUUUCAUAUAUAUACUACUAUGCAUUCUACUACCAAAACUUAAAUGGCAGUGUUUAAAUCUAUGCAAUCAUAAUAAUUUAAAAAAAAAAGCCAAUUCAAAUAACAUCUUAUUUAAUAUACAAUGUAUCUUUUUUUUUUAAGUUAAUAAUUAUUCUAAAUAUAUAUUCACUCAUUAAUUUUUUUGUACCUGCAUAAUAAUGUUUCCAUGGUAGACUUUGAUAGUUGUUCUGAAGGAGGUGCAAAUUUUUUGACAACACCCAUGUAGAAGAAAUAAUCAGCAAGUUCACUCUGGCAGUGGGUCAUUUUCACCUUUGAUAGACAACUGAGGACAUCACUGCCUGCCUGCUCUAUAGCUGGGGUGUUUCAAAAAUUGAAUGCCAAAUUAAUGAUGAAUUUAUUGUCAUGCUUUAAAUAGAUAACUGCUUUAGCCAAAACAGUGAUAUCUAUAUUAUUCGGAUAAUAUAAUCAUAUUAAACACAUGUAGCCUACUAUAUAUUUUAUACAUAAAUAUAUAUUUUACACUUAUACAUUUUCAUGUGUAUCUAUAACAAUUGUUUCAUUUAGCAUUGCUUUGAUAUAGUGACUUUGGAGUUUCAAAGACAGCAGUCUCAUCAAGUCUCUUGAGUAGACACAAAGAUGGAUCUAUUUAUGUUUGAUCAAUGAACCAUUAAAAAUUGUUUCAUUAACAUUAGUAUCAUUUUUUAUACAUAAAUGUUCAGAAUUAUUCUUAUCCUUUAUUUAAAUUGAUUUUCUCACCAAGAGAAGCAAGUGAAUUACAGUUGACUCAUUUGCUUAGCCCACAGUUCAACAAGGCCUAAUGCAAGUAUAUAUUAUUACAUCUUUCAUGUUUCUCAAUAGACUUUGAUCUUAGGCUAAAUCCUUAUUAAAAAUCACAUCCACUUCUACUGUUCUUGGCUUGAAAUACAAUUGUUUACUAAGGUACAUUUCUGCCCGUAUAGACUGUUUUCAGACACUUUUUUUUAAAAAUAGCUCUUAUAAAUUGGGAGAAGGUUUUUAGGCGCUCAGUAAACACAACUCUGCUCGAGUCUGUUGUCGAACCUCGAGCUGCCUUGAUAGGUAACCAAGCCAAGCUCAAACGUACUUAGCCUCUCCACCACAUCUCAUGUUUCUAUAGAUACCAUGAUGGAACUAGAAUCUAUAAUUUAUGUAUGACCACUGAACCUUAAAAAAUUGUUUUAUAAUUUAUAGCCUUUGUCUGCUAAUUAUUUUGCUGUAGGCCUAUAAUAUACUUAUUGAUGAUUUGUAGUCUAGUCCUCCAUAUUUAAAAAUGCAAAAGACAUGUUUUGUAGUAGAGCACUUUGCUAUUGGUGAGUUGCAAUAUUUCAGGCAACCUUUGUAGACAGAUGCGAUGGUAUUUAAAUAUUCGGUUACCAAAUACUCUUACCGUUUGAAGAUCAUCUGGAACUAUAAACUAUAUAUUUUUGUA